Physella acuta is the source of this 7164-nucleotide messenger RNA. Its product is annotated as neurexin-3b. NCBI's taxonomy places the organism in Eukaryota, Metazoa, Mollusca, Gastropoda, Physidae. Gene Ontology annotation, molecular function: calcium ion binding. The record is from RefSeq and is a predicted model, not a curated record.
UCCAAAGACUACAUCACAGCAGGCAUCAUUGAUGGGGGGAUCUUUAUCACUGUGAACCUUGGAUCUGGGAUGUAUAAAGCUGAGAUCCGUCCGCCCCACACAAGGUUUGAUGACAACCGCUGGCACCAACUCAUCAUUCACAGGGAGGCUAAAGAGCUUACUAGGGACGAAGGUGUUUGUUAUAUCUACGUUGAACUGGAUGGGAUGUACAAAGAGCAAGGGAGCACGUCGGGGAAAUUUGUGCGGCUCACUAGCAACGUACUGUAUGUUGCUGGCAGUCCCAACACGGAGAAGUUGGCUGGGUCUAAAGUCAGGACCAACUUCAAAGGUUGCAUGAGAAAAGUCAGAUACCAGGCAGACAGCAUCAGAAUAGACAUUACAGAACUGGCCCGCAAAGCCCACAGUCUGCUGGAGAUUGUGGGGGAGGUGAUCUUUGACAAAUGCCAGGAGCUUGUGGAGUCUCAACCUGUCACGUUUGAGGCCCCUGGCUCAUUUUUAACUGUCCCCACAUGGGACAGGUCAAGUAUGAAGGGGUCUCUGGCUUUUCAGUUGAGAACCGUCGAGCCCGGGGGUUUGUUGAUGUACAGCAACGGUGACCGGGAUAGUAAGGACUUUUUUGCGUUAGAGUUGCUGGACGGUUAUCUCUACCUGAUACUGGACAUUGGCUCAGGUGUUCAGAAGAUCCAAGGCAGCAAGACUCAAGUGUCUGAUGGUGCCCCCCAUGAUAUUUACUUUGAGUUUGCAGACAACAAAGGAUACAUUUCUGUGGAUGGAUUAAAGGAAUCUUUUACCUCGGCUAAAAUAUCUGACAGAUUUGAUUUCCAUGGGCACUUGUAUGUCGGAGGUUUAGGUCCUGAAAUUAAUAUUACCUCCCUGCCUAAAGAGCUCUGGGCUGUUAUGCUAGGGCUGUCCUACGUUGGCUGCUUGCAGGAUCUAGUUGUCAAUGGCAACCAGGUGGAUUUAAUGGCUGCUGCAAAAAUACAGAAUAAAUCUCAUGUUGUUGGGCAUUGUAAAAAGACAGAGCCCCAAUGCAGUAGUUACCCAUGUAGCCACCAGGGCACAUGCAUAGAAGGCUGGAACAGAUUCACUUGUGACUGUAGGGCCACUGGCUUUGUUGGCAGUGUCUGCCAAACUGCUGCUGUCACCUUAAGGUUUGAUGGGACACAGUUUAUGAAAGUGACCAUGAACAAAGAAUCUCUGACACAGGCAGAAGACAUCUCACUGAGAUUUAGAACCAUGCACCCCUCCGGUCUGCUUUUCUUGACCUCUGGUCAGCACGACGAAGGCAUGGAGUUGUACCUUCAGGAAGGCACAAUUUAUUUAUCUGUCAAUGUGGGGAGUGGAGCAAAGAUUCUCUCAGCAGGAAACACCCUGAAUGAUGACCGCUGGCAUACUGUUUUUAUCAAGCGGCGCGUGCAUACUGUUGAUUUAUCUAUAGAUCAAGACCGCCCUGUUACAGAUAAAAUUCCAGGCAACACUUUCACAUUGGCUACUUCAAGAAUUUUGGUUGGUCAUGUCGUAGCAUCGACCACUGCCAAUGCAGACGUACCAGGCCAAGCCAAGGAGAUAGGCAUGCGUAGCGUGGAGACAGGUCACAUGGUACAGCAGGAUGAAGCUGCCACCGGUCGCCACUCAGGUUUCAUUGGGUCUAUGCAGUCUUUCAUUUUUAACGGGAACCAUUACUUCCAGAUGGCCAAAGCAGGCUCGGCUGAUAACAUAAACACCUCCGCACGCUUCAGCUCAGACGAUUAUGUGGUCAGAGACCCAGUCACCUUCAAAUCUGUUGAUGCCUUUGCCAUUUUGCCUCGGCUGCACGCCAUUGAGAAAUACACUGUGACAUUUCAAUUUAAAACCACAGAGAGCAACGGUCUCAUCUUGUACAAUGGGGGCAAGGAGCAGGAUUUUUUUGCCAUGGAGCUGCAGGAUGGGUUUUUGUUCUAUGUUUACAACAUGGGGGACGGCGCCCAAAGGGUUAAGGCCAACACUAAGAACCCAAUCAAUGACAACAAAUGGCAUGAGGUACUCCUGUUAAGAGGGGAUGCCCCCAAACAACUGCUACGUGUAGAUGAAUCAUCAGCUAUAACAGAUGACCUCUCUAAUAAAAAAAAUACAAGAUUUGACCUGGAUGGUCACCUGUAUGUGGGUGGUGUCCGCAAAACUAUGUACCCAUCGCUUCCUAAACAUAUAACAUCUCGCCAUGGAUUUGUCGGAUGUUUAGGGUCCCUGGAUUUUAAUCAGUACAUGCCUAAUUUGUUGCGUGAGGCUAGCCCAAUACAUGAGAGUGUUGGGGAUGGCUGUCGUGGUCCAGUAGACCAAUGUGUCAAUGACUCAUGUGCCAACCAUGGGCGAUGUGUCCAACAGUGGAACUCCUACAGAUGUGAUUGUGAUAUGACAUCCUUCACUGGUCCAGUGUGCAAAGAAGAAAGUGUAUCUUUCAAGUUCGGACCUGGCCCAGGGUUGAUAACAUUCACACAUCCUGAAGGGGAGCAACCUUCAACCAAUUUUGAAAAUAUUGCCUUUGGCUUUCAAACAUUCCAGGAUGAGGCAGUUUUGAUUAGGAUGGAUAGUCGCAACUUCAAUGACUUUAUUCAGUUGGAAUUGAUAAAUGGUAAUGUAUAUCUGAUCUACAACAUGGGGACAAUCAACCACCCAUUGGGCAAUUUUUAUCAGAAGGUGAACGACGGCCGCUACCACGUGGUCAGGUUCACUAGAGUUGGGCCUAACGCGACCUUACAGAUUGACUCUGAGGCUCCGCAGGUGAAAACACCCACAGGUCAGCAGAGCCACACCUUCAACAACCAGGCCUUUAUAAGAAUUGGUGGCAAAAAGGCUGGGAACGGGAGCAUCAUACAGCACUUUGAAGGCAUCAUAUCAGGCUUGGUCAUCAAUGGUGUCCACAUAUUUGAACUGGCCAAACAAAACGACUCAAAAAUUAAACUAGAAGGGAAUGUAAUUCUCAACCAACACAAAGCCCCUUUAAAGCCUUCAUUACUGCCAGAUGAUGAUGUAGAGGAGAUGCAGUCCACACAAGGGCACACGACCACAAAAGAAGGCGUGACAGACGACAUCAUCUUCACUGGCCCGGGCUCGGGCUGUCAGUUUGACGAUGAAGAAGACUGCUCCAUCAACGGAUCUGGGGUGGACGAGGAAAUCAUCACCGCUGUCGUCAUCGUUAAGACCACACCCACCCCACCCACAACAACAUUUAAACAAUCGCCAUCUUUGUGCGAGGGCCCUGAGUGUGAAACCUCGUCCAAACUUCAUCCGUUCAAUGGGGAUCCUUCAUCUACACCCUCAAGGAUUGAGAACGGCUAUGUUGAUGGUGACAAGGAUAUUGUGGACCAAAGUACGGCCGAACCAAGCAAAACUGUGGAUGGAGACAAGGACGACGACUCUGGUAUCAACUUAGGUCUCAUCCUGGGCAUCACAGGCAGCGUGCUGGUGGCAGUGAUUGUCUUAUGUAUCGCUCUCUGUAAACUUCGGAGCAGGGACGAGGGCACCUACAAGGUGGAUGAAACCCAGAACUUUUCCUCCCUCCAAUCUAAAAAAUCCCAGGGUAACGGGGCCAUGACACUGGGGAGCGAGUCUGGAAGUGGGAAGAGAGGCAAGAAGAAAGACGUGAAGGAGUGGUAUGUCUGAUGUUUUAGCCGCCAUGUAGGAUUAUGUUUCUUAAAUUUUUAAAAAACAAAACAAAGCAUUAUCCUUUUGUGCAAUUGAUCUUUCUGCCAUGUAGGGUUUAGCUAGAUGAAUAAGUUUUUACAUUCUUUAAUUGUUAAAAAAAUAAAUAAAUUCCGUGUCGCAAGCUCUUCUGUUAAGAACUCACAAAAAUCAUUCGUCUCAUUCAACAUUCCAAAACUGUCCAGUCACAGUUAUGAUAUACAAUUUAGACAAGAGAAUAGUUUUAAUUUACUAGUACUAGUGAAUUUGAUAUAUAAAUAGAAAACAUAAUGUUUAAUGAUUUGGUUAUUAGAGACAGACCUAAGUGUAAAAAUUGUUCAAAACUUGAUGGUGCUUGAUCUUAGGGUUUUGUAUGUUGUUAUCAGUGGCGUAGGCCAGGGGUUUUGUGGGAAGGUCUUAAAAACCACUGUUACUUUUUAAAAUUUAUUUAGUUUUAUAUAUAUAUAUAUAUAUAUAUAUAUAUAUAUAUAUAUAUAUAUAUAUAUAUAUAUAUAUAUAUAUAUAUAUGUAUAUGGGGGAGAAUUUUGAACCCUCUCCUUGACCAAUUCCUGGCUUUGCCACUGGUUGUUACUAGACUAUUACCAUAUUGGGCGACAGGAAGUAGACUGCUAUUGUGAAUCAAAAGUUGUUCUGUACAGCAGACAUUUUUGUGUGGAUAUUUUUUGUACCUACCUCUUAUUUCAGGAAUGUUUCACUAGAAUACAUUAGCUAGUCUUUGUUGAAGAACUUGUACCAUUAAAAUGCUUCAUCUGUGGGUGAAAUAACUCUCCAGGGAGAGGAGGUUUAAAAAAAAUGAAUGCUGUCAACAGUAACAGUUGAUGUUGUGUAAAAAAAAUUCUGGCAGAUUAUGAUCUGCAAUGUUGUUUUUUUUUUGCUUCUUUAAGCGUGUUUGGCUAAUACUGAAAGAGUGUUUGCUAUUUAUUGUUUGAAAGGUCAGCUGAUAGCUUAGAUAGUUCUUGCUUCAUCCAGGCUAUGGAAGCUGAUUGGUUCAUUUCUUUUGUAAAUACAUCCUGUAAUUCAAUGCAAUUGUAAACAAAUGUGUCAUGUGACAGACUCCAUUUGAUUUGUAAUAGGGCUGUUACUGCCCAACUUUCCUAGACUAAUAGCUUAGUGGGACUCGAUAUAUUUAGACCAAUGACAACACAAAGGUCUCAACUUUUCUAGACCAGCUGCACUAAUAACUUUGGGACUCUAUUUAUUUAGACCAAUGACAACACGGAGGUCUCAACUUUUCUAGGCCACCUAGCAUGGUGUCACAAACGGUUCCCAGACAAAAUGUGCAAACUGAAAACUGUGCAAACAGAAAUAUGCGCAAACACAUACUAGUUAUACUAAUACACUUUAAAUUUGUCAUAUUUUGUGGAAAAGUGUUUUAUUUAUGCUACAACGUACAUGUUGUCAUUCUUUGUUAAUGUCUAUAAAUGCUUUGUUUAAGAAAACAAAAUUGCCCUUGCACACUUUUUUGUUUCGCAGUUUUCCAUUUUGCAUCUUCUGUAAAAAAAAAAAAAAGAAAACAGAAGCCUGACUUGAUUAACUACAAUCAGGAUUUCUCUUAUUAAGAUCAGUGAUAACAUCCAACAAUUGUAGAUCAAACACACUGGUCAUAUGAAUAGGUCCCAAUAUUUCUAGACCAACUAACAUGGUGUCCUAAAUUAGGCCCUGACUUUACUAGACUAACUAUAGUUAAGGAAAGUCUUGACGGUUAGUCCACUAACAGUCAGAAUUUUCCUUUUUGUUUUAAAAAAGUGACAACUUUUCUAAACCACCUACUUUGCCUGACCAACUGAUCAUUUUUUUUACAUUUUAUCCUGGUUAUUAUUCAGUAGCUAGGCAGUCCACAUAUAGUGUAAACAACAUGGUAUGCAGGGUAGAGCCAAGUGGUAUGCUUGGUUGUUUUUUUUAUAAUUCACAUGACUUCAUGCCAUUGUAAAAUGUAUGUCUUCUGUAUACUUAUUAGAGAAAUCAGGGUACAACAAGUUAAAAAAAUCUGAGAACCACUUGGUCGAGGGGUAGAGCAUACAACUGUUAACCCAGAAGUCUCGAGUUCAGAUCCUGCGCUGCCUGAUGGGUACCUAACUCAUGUUAGGGAAAUUAAAGCUAGCUGGGCAUAGUGCCGACCAAUAUCUUCAUAUGCCAUGGUCCCCAGAAACAGGUGCUCUACUUGACUUGCCCCCAUGGGCUAUCAGGUUCAAAAAGGAACUUUGCUUAUGUGUGUGUAGAGUUACUGGGUGCCAGAUGAGAAUUCCACUACCAAAAUGGUCAGGCUACGAACCAAGUUCUUGUGUAACUUCUUUGUCAAACAUUGAUAACUGCCUCACAUGUAACACUACAGUAUAGUUAAGCAUAAAGAAUAACAAAAGCAUAGAGUAAAUUACAAUGGAGCUGCUCUGUAUAUAGCUGAAUGCAAUAUUCAUAUGUCAAGUUCCCUUUCGGACCUGGCAGUCCACAGUUGCAGGUGAAAUUGAGUUCACCUGUUUCUAUGACCUUAUCGUAUUAAUAUGAUAUAUGGUUCCUUAUGUUAGAGAUUCAGGCACUUGUUGGACAUUUUCUUCCCUAUUGCUGACUUGUAAUUUCACAUACUGUAAGUAAUCUUAUAACUUUGUUCAUGGUAAAAUGUAAACUGUAAACUUCAAAUAUUUUAGAAUAUUUUACAAACAAAUUCAAGCACCAUUCUAAUGGAGAAUUGUAUCUAAUAAUCUACAAAUAUUGUAGAGCCAAACAAAAUUUUUUAGAAUUAAAAUGUAUCAGAAUAUCUUCAAAUUCUUGUCUAUCCUAACAUCAUUGAUCAUGUGUUCAACCAUUACCCAAAUGUUACUGAUGAAAGCUGAUUAAGGAUUGGCCAGAUUUUUAUACUUUAGUAGGUGCUAAUAAAUUCUUGUAAAAUGGCACAUAAGUGGCCCACAUUUCAUUACGUUUUUUUUUAAACUUAAAACUUGACAAUUAAGUUUAGUUAUAAUCAAACAAAUUGCUAAAGAGAAUCCCACCCAUACAAUUAAAUGUGGGUAAUUAAAAAUUUACCUCAUCAAUUGUAUUCUGCCAGAACUCCACUGUCUAUUAUUUUUCUGUUUCUUGUUUUGAAUCUCUGAAGUUCUAGGCUAUAAGUCAAGCUAACCAAGUAGUCGCUGUACAUAUCAAUCAGCAGCCUGCUUUUGGUGUCAUUCAAAUAUUCCACUCUCUCUAGAUAGAUUGUAUUUUUUAUCAACAAAUGGAAUUACUAGAUAGAUGAUUUUUUUUAUUGACAAAUGGAAUGAUAAAUACAUUUUUAAACAUUUUUUUUUAGAAAUCUGUUAUACAAAAUUAUGAACCAUCAGUUUUGUUUCUUUAAAAAUAUGUAAACUGUUAAACUUUUUUAUAAAUUUGACAUUGUGUAGCACUGAUACAUGGGACCAUAUUUAUUUGGGGUCUUUUUUUUAAUAAAGUAACCCCAAUCCUAUGACAAAAGGGAAAUAACAAAACAAAAAGGUAUUUAUAACUUGUGGGGAAUUU